AUGUACCAGUUUCAGCCCAUUCUCGACCUGUUUCAACAAUGCGAGGGCCCACCCCUGAUGCAGCAGCUGCGAAUCGAUCAACAAUGCUUCUCAACUGGCACUGCCCCUUUGCAACGCUCAGCUGUGACAUCACUAUCCACCUCACGAGUUCCUAGCACUGCAUUUGUGGACAAACUAGCAAACCUCAAUAUGAUCAUUGUGCAACUUGCUGAUAAAUUCGAUCGCUUGGCACUGCAGAGUAGAGACUCAGUUGAAUUCAAGCCACAAAUUGAAGAACUCACCCAGGAGAACCAUACACUACGAGCAACUGUCGAAGAUCACCAUGCUGCGAUACAUGAGCUUCAAACAACCAUUGAUGCACAGAGCACAUCCCUGGAGGAACUACUCAUGUUGACAGACAAACUUAGGUCUUCAGGAAAUGCACUGCCGACAGUCAAGUCUGUCAACAAAGCAACCAAAGCGAUGUGUGACAAUGUGUUUAAUAAUGCGAUCCAGCACACAUUCUUACAUGCAAUGGGUAUUUCUGAUUCCAAACAAGCGAUGUCAUUGGGUGUCCUUGAUGAUGAGAAUGCAGAUUGGCAUGAGGAUAUGGUCCGCUAUGUCCGACAAAAAGCCUGUGAAGUCUUUACUCAGCUUCCUGUCGAGCAUCUCAAGCAAAAAACCGACACCGACAUCAUCAAGCAACUGAAGGAGGUGUUUGAGAACACCAGGGGAUCCAUCAAGAAAGGGAGCAAGGGGCAAGACAGUGCAGGAGAAAACAUCAAGAGAUCAGCAAUUGACAUCCGAAAAGAGACAGAAAUGCAUAGACCCAAGUGGGACUGGUUCUUCCAAGUUGGCUAUCAAUUGACUGACGAAUCUGAUGGUGGUGGGACUCACAGCAGUAAACCUAUGGUCGAAUUUGCAUCAGACAGUGAGGCGGGUCAAGGACCAGCAAUAAAGAAAUCCUUCAAGUCAAAGAAUGCGGACACAGUGUGGACUUCUCAACCUCCACUUUAUCGAGAUGAACAGGUUAAUGAGAAGGUUGUCCUGCUAAACGAUGCUGUCAAUCUUCCGAAGCUAGCAAACAAGAAACACAAGAUCCCAUGGCAAUUCAUUGAUGCUAACUGGCUUGAUGAGAAUCUGAAAAUGGACUGCAAUCUUGCGACCCUGAGAGUUGUGGAGAUGAAGAUACAUUUUAUGAUGGGGGAGACAAAGAAGAUGAGGAAGAACAGGGUUACCCACCUGAAGGGACAAAUGAAAUGCACGAAAAUUAAGUGCCAGUGUUCGAGUCUGCUUCGCAUGGGAGAAUGGUAUGGACUUGAAAUCCUACCAUGUAAUUCUAUUCCUGCUGCUGUACUAUUCAACAUCAUCGAGCUCGAGAUUGAUGUCCAUGUCCACUUCUGUCCCAUCCUGAGAUGUUCUCGUAUAGCCAAGUGCCCAAUUGUGCAGGCUUACUACACCAGUGUAUAG
Messenger RNA from Suillus paluster, 1449 nucleotides. RefSeq lists its product as uncharacterized. The record is from RefSeq and is a predicted model, not a curated record. Lineage: Eukaryota; Fungi; Basidiomycota; Agaricomycetes; Boletales; Suillaceae. The transcript is spliced from 11 exons. Bases 1 to 1449 code for a protein of 482 amino acids.